AUGAGGGAGCUUGUGGGCAAGACGCCAGACGGUGAUUGCGCAGCCUGUCUGAAGAGGUUUGUGUCCUGCUGGACUGAUAUCUUGACAUCAGGCAGCGUGCUCCUCACUGGCAAUCUCACGGUGAGAAAGAAUGAGGACGACUUCAGCAAGUUUUUCAAGGAGCAGGGCCUGACCACCUUGAAGACAUUGGCUCAGCAGAGGAAGAAGAUCAGUCAGGCCGACGAGACUUUGGACAAGAUGGAGGAGGAACUCACGAGGCUCGGGUUGUCUGACCUCGUCACGAUGCGGCUUGAUGGGCAACACCAGCGUUUGGUUGCCAAGAAAGAGGCUGGCGAGGUCAUCAACGUUGACAAGGACUACUUCCAUGCGUUGGCCUUCAAUGGAGAGGAUAGUUGGCGCCACAAACUUCCUCAGGAUGGUGAUUGGGAGGCCGUCUACAAGGUUGCCAAGGAGUACAUCCUGAAGUACCUUUCGGCCACGUGCGUCAACACGUUUGUUGAUAGAUUCAAGGAG
This is a messenger RNA of Symbiodinium pilosum, 513 nucleotides long. The record is from the annotation of a GenBank genome assembly. NCBI's taxonomy places the organism in Eukaryota, Dinophyceae, Suessiales, Symbiodiniaceae.